CUCUGAAAAUACCAAUGCGAAGUAUAGGAGGAGUUGUUCAAGCACAAGUAGAAUAUAAGACCGUGGGAGUAGUAUAAAUUACAUGCUUCAUUGAGUAUUACUAGUGGCAACUUACAUUUCUCUUCAUUUGCACCCUUGAGAGUGAAUCAGUAUGGGCGAUCUUUAUAUGUUGAUGGAGGAUGAACAGUUAAGGAGGCUUGCACUCCUUCUGAGGAACCAAGAAGAGCCGCUGAGUCGGAGCAUCAAUUCGGAACCUGAUCGCAUCAAAUUCCUCAGAGAAUGCAACGAUGCUUAUGAUACCGUGAUCACACUGCUGGAAAACAGCAUUCAGUUGCGCAACAAGCAUGAGGCCUCCAGGGCUGAGCACGGCAAGAAGGCGGACAUUGCCAAAGACAUGCAAGACUAUGUCAAGUAUGGACUCAACUUGGGAAUGCAGUGCAUCCAGAAUUGCGGUAUGCGUGUGACCAUUGUCGAAAAAAUGAAGACGCACUUCGACGAGCUGGCCACUGAACUUAACACGACCGAUUCAAGAGACAUGAAGGAUUUCGCUAGCUUGGCUGAGGAAGUGGGGUUUUACAAGAAUUCUAUGUGGGAGUAUGUGACCAAGCUGCGAAGUCCAUCAGCGCGUGCUCAAUCCAAGGCUUAUUCGGAUGUACUCAGGCUACAGGGCAUUGAUUUUGGAACCCUUGUUACCACGCACAAGAACAAGCUUGGAUAUAAGGAUGCAUUCGAGUUUUUGGAAGAAGACCAGAAGCUUGAGGUAUACAAUAGCAUAAUUGAGGAAUCAGGGCGCGCAAAGAUGCCAGUGAUUUUCACAAGGAAAGACAUUCCCUGGUACAAACCGGGUGGGAUUGCAGCCCUGGCCAUGACUGCAGGCAUAAUGGCUUGGGACAUCUUCACAGCGGAACACAAGCUGGAGUCGGCAUUGAACAGCGCCGUCUCAGCACUGUCAGCCGCAGUGUCAUACGCAGUAAAAGUGUCUGUUACUUCGGCAGUGGGAUCCGUGGGAGUAAAAGCGGGUACUAUUGUGCUUUCAGCGGCUGGGUUCGUGGUGGGUGCUUUGGUUGGCAUUCUGUUUGCUGCAGCCACUGGUGCCAUUCUUGGAGUUAUAUUAGGCACUGGUGGUAAGGUGCCGCAGAACUUGGAUGACCUCAAGUUUUAUUCAGCUACCAUGCCGAAUGGCAUGGCCCUUGCUAAUCAGAUCUCACACUCUUGAAUUUCACCGCUGCAACUGCAUACAUGUCACCGCCUUGCAUCAUCUGUAUUGAUUGUAUAAAUUGAAUGCCGAGCAUGAUUGAAUAGCCCAAGUGGUGGGUUUAUCUUCUGUUGUCACUCAACAUCAUCUUGACGAUGGCUCAUCUUGAGAAGUAUUAGAAUAAAUGAAAAAAAAUGAACACCAAGAGGAUCCCGGCGACCCCUUUGGUGGCCACUAGUUUGCUCUAAAUUGUCUGUUUUCCGGAUAAUUUUCAUUACCAGCUGUAUUAUUUGGAGAGUAUUGAGUGGGAUUAAACUAUUCAGAAAGACCUGAUUGCCUUCUA
Messenger RNA from Daucus carota subsp. sativus, 1538 nucleotides. RefSeq lists its product as uncharacterized. The transcript is spliced from 4 exons. The record is from RefSeq and is a predicted model, not a curated record. Lineage: Eukaryota; Viridiplantae; Streptophyta; Magnoliopsida; Apiales; Apiaceae. Bases 152 to 1216 code for a protein of 354 amino acids.